Molecule: messenger RNA, 663 nt
Organism: Meleagris gallopavo (turkey)
Lineage: Eukaryota; Metazoa; Chordata; Aves; Galliformes; Phasianidae
Source: RefSeq, a predicted model, not a curated record
UCGUGUUGUUUUUCAGCUCUACAUUGUUGGGGGAUCUUUUGGACUCCGUGAGUUUGCUCAGAUAAGAUAUGAUGUCCACAAACUACAUGGCAAGGUGCACAAAAGAAAGUUGCUGCCCACUGGAUGAGACUGCACAUGGCCCCGUUCAGCCCGGCCUCACAUGCCUCCAGGGCUGGGGCACUUUGUUAGCCUGCCAUUGUGAUGCGGAGGGUCAUUCUGGUCCCAGUGCUGCUGACUUGCAGAAGGUUGAUCCUGCUUUGAAGGAAAAAUUGAAGCAGAACAAUGUGACGUUGGAGUCUGAAUAUAAGAAAUUGGAAAAAUCUGACUUCGAUAACUGGGAGAACAUCAGAGGACCCCAGCUGUGGGAAGAUUCCAGGACUGUUCAGAAGCAGCGGCGGGAGGCUGCCCGUCUCAAGACAGAGUGAUUGAGCAAGCCUGCUUUGCUGCCUACAGAACCAAGUCUCAGGCUGGACUACAUUAUUUCCUAAUCCUGCAUCAGGAACAGAUUUGGGAUGGAGGAAUUGCCGUGAGCAAUUCAUGCCAAUGUGUAUAUAACUAAAUGUGAGAUCAAACCAAAAAGCACUAUGUUGUAUGAAGCUUUUUGUUUGCUUCCAUUUGCACAGAAUUGCACAGGCUGUAUAUGAGAGUUCUCAAUUAAAAAAA